Fusarium pseudograminearum CS3096 is the source of this 843-nucleotide messenger RNA. RefSeq lists its product as uncharacterized. The coding region runs from base 1 to 843 and encodes 280 amino acids. NCBI's taxonomy places the organism in Eukaryota, Fungi, Ascomycota, Sordariomycetes, Hypocreales, Nectriaceae. Gene Ontology annotation, biological process: polyketide metabolic process. The transcript has a single exon. The record is from RefSeq and is a predicted model, not a curated record.
AUGAGUCAUUUACUAUCGCGAACUGAAAUAAUUCACUCCUUGGAAGGAAUUCUGAGUGCCUCAUGUGAGGAACAGUGGGACAGACUAAAAUCUUUGGUCCAGUCAACUGUGGCAGUCAACAACAACUCGCUGCAACGAGAGAGAUUCAUCGCUAAUCUUCGCUUUGAUGUCGGAAACAACAAGAUCUCUUCGAAGCUCGACAGUUCUGUUGUAGACGUUAACGCGCAGGCCAUUGCGGCCAGAGUUAUCAAGACCGAAUCGAUUUCCUCAGAGGAGUCAUCCGCUACACAGUCUGUGCAGUAUCAAGAGAUUGUGUUGGCAUGGUUCACCGACGGUCGACUGUCAGCCAUCAAAUCGUUACAAGACAAUGAUGCUCGACGUGCCAGACAGCAUCCAGCGACGGCCACACCAACAUAUCUCCUAGAAAAUCCGAGCCCCAUGAGUGUUGAUCUAGGUUCAAUUUAUCGCCAAUACAUCGGAAGCAUCAACGAAAAAACAAUGGAGGCCACCUUUGAAACAUUCUGCAAGCCGUCAGUGACGCAUAAUACCCACAAGAAGACCAUUACGGAGUAUAUUUGCCUGAUCCAAGAAAGUCAGGAAGCCAUCCAGGGCUUGUAUUUUGACAUUCAGGAUCUGAUCGUCGACAAAGAUUCUGGCCGGGUCGCUGCUAGGCUGGAAUUCACAGGUGUUCCAGUAAAAACUUGGGCCGACGCGGAACCCAACGGACAAAGCGUCAAGUUUCAUGAACAUGUCAUGUAUUGGUUUGAGCAAGGCAAAAUUCACUGGGUCUGGUCUAUUGUGGAUUUAGAUACAUAUCGGGAACAGUGUCGCGUCAAGAAUUAG